Gongylonema pulchrum is the source of this 374-nucleotide messenger RNA. The record is from the annotation of a GenBank genome assembly. NCBI's taxonomy places the organism in Eukaryota, Metazoa, Nematoda, Chromadorea, Rhabditida, Gongylonematidae.
AUGCAUGAUGGGAACUGCGAUCGCGUGAAUGGAACAUGCAAAUGUGCAGCUGGCUGGACCGGGCCCGCAUGCGAAUUCGUCUGCCCAUUUCAACAAUACGGUGUGAACUGCGCUGAGAAAUGUAAUUGCUUGCGUGGAGCGAGUUGCAACCGAACUGACGGCACUUGCCAUUGUUUGCCUGGUUCCACAGAUGCGAGCGCACUUGUCCAUAUGGUCAAUUCGGUCAGCGUUGCGAAGAGUUGUGUCUUUGCGAGAAUGGUGCAAGUUGCGAUCCGGUUAGUGGGCACUGCUUCUGUGCACCUGGCUGGAGAGGACGUAAAUGUAACCGACGUGAGUUGCUUUUCUCAAGGCUAUUUAAUUGUUUUGUACUAAGA